UCACUUUGCUUGAGUCUUGAGGUCGGAGCCGGGGUUGUGAAGGCGGCAACUGGCGCACUUUCAUCUUGUGUUGGCUGGGAUUGAGUUUGGAGUUGGCUUUGAGUAAUUGAUUGUUCCCUGAUUUGCGAAGGUUUAAGACCGGAAGGCAAUAUGGCGUGGAUGCUGCGAAUCAUUGGGACGAAGUUCGUGUCCACAGUAGCCCCUUCUGCACCUUAUUCCUCUAGAUUCUUCUCCAAAUCAACUCCAUACAUCGACCUAUGGAUAGAUAAUAACCUUGUUAUGAUGCUUGCUGCUGCAGCGAAGGUUGGAAUCCCCGAGUUUCUGAAUGGAAUAGGGAAUGGAGUUGAAUCCCAUGUUUCUAAGCUUGAAACAGAAAUCGGUGACUUCCAAAAGCUCCUUGUCUGUCGCACUCUCAAGCUCAAGAAGCUGGGCAUUCCCUGCAAACAUAGGAAGUUAAUAUUGAAAUAUGCACACAAGUACCGGCUGGGAUUAUGGAGGCCACGAACUGAACUGAUCAAGUCAUGAUCGGUUUCUUGAUAGCUUUUCUUUAUCACACCUAAAGUUCUAGAUGCACCAACAAGUGAAUGCUGGAUUUUGCACGGAAAGAACAAGUCUAUUGAUUCUGAUGCUACCCAACUUCUUCAUCCUAUUCAGGUCUUGUGGAUAGUUUUUUGGGUAUAUGCGCCAUUGAAACACAAGAGACUUGUCCUGGUUGACCGUCUGCGUGGUUGGUCGUUUAUUCUGGUGCAUUUACUGCAUUUGUCUUGGUGUAUGACUUGUUUUUAGCAGCUAGGGGGUUGAGGGAUUGGAAGAUUCCACAAUGCUUCAUUUAUUCCAUGAUAGCUAUGGUAAAUUUCAACGAAUGCUCUUUAAUUUUGCAGCCAUAUGCAUCCCUUCCUAAUUGUUUCGUGAUUGAACAGAUCUAUUGACUUCUUUUGUGGCUGAAUUAUAGAAGUAUGAUGAGAAUAUAA
Molecule: messenger RNA, 971 nt
Organism: Neltuma alba
Lineage: Eukaryota; Viridiplantae; Streptophyta; Magnoliopsida; Fabales; Fabaceae
Exons: 3
Coding region: 151-525 (124 amino acids)
Source: RefSeq, a predicted model, not a curated record